GCGCGCGGCCGCACUUCCUCGCGCCUGCGCGCGCGCGCACGCCGCAACCAGUGAAGAGCGCGGCCUGAUGGGGGCGGGGCCUUCGCUAUACAAAUAGGAUGCGGGGUGGGCCUUGUGGGGGCGGGGCCUUAGCUGCACAAAUAGGAUGCGCGGCGGGCCUUGGAGGGCGGGGCCUUAGCUGCCUUAGUGGUACUCAGCUCCAGGCUGCGAUUUCGCGCCAAACUUGACGGCACUCUAAGCUGGUGGGGUCUGAUCGCCGCUGCAGACAUGGUUCGUCCGCUGAACUGCAUCGUCGCCGUGUCCCAAAAUAUGGGCAUUGGCAAGAACGGAGACUUACCCUGGCCUCUGCUCAGGAAUGAGUUCAAGUACUUCCAGAGAAUGACCACAACCUCUUCAGUAGAAGGUAAACAGAAUCUGGUGAUUAUGGGUAGGAAAACCUGGUUCUCCAUUCCUGAGAAGAAUCGACCUUUAAAGGACAGAAUUAAUAUAGUUCUCAGUAGAGAACUCAAAUACCCAGGCGUCCUCUCUGAGAUCCAGGAGGAAAAAGGCAUCAAGUACAAGUUUGAAGUCUAUGAAAAGAAAGACUAACAUGAAGAUGCUCCCAAGUCCUACUGCUUCUCCUAAAAGGAUGCAUUUUAUAAGACCACUUCUGCUGGCUUGCAAUCUAUGAGUAAUUAUUUCUUUAGGGAGGGGUGGCUGGGAAGACACAUUUGUUUUGUGUUGUGGAGAUAGAACCUAAGGCCCUGUGGAUGCUGGGCCAAUGCUGUACUGCUAAGCCACCCCCAACCCCCAGCCCCAUAUAAUCCUAAUCAAUGUUUUUAUUUCCCAUUAAGCUAACUGGAUUACAUUAAAUAUGCCUUAAGAAAUACCACUUGCUAUAAAGGUCUCAGCGCCCCUCCCAUGAGGCCUCAAGUGGCUCAGCAGCAUCUGCAUAGGGUGUCAUGUGUGCAGAGGACCCCAGAGAAUAGUGCCCCUGGAGCCUGCGCUAAUAUGGGGCUCACAGAAACAGGAUAAGUCCAAAGGCAGGAAUGGGCUUUAAACAGCAGAGCUGAAACUCAGACUUUAAAAGAAAAUUAGAUCAAAGUAGAGACUGGAUUAUUCUGUGCACAUCACACUUGCUGCAAAGCUCUGUUCACUCAGACAGAAAAUCGGUAAAUUGAGAACUCCAUUGUGUUCCGUGGAGACGAGAGCAGGUGGAAGAUUAUGUAAGGUCUGAAACAUGGAAACUUUCUGUUUCUCAUCUUCAGUGAGAUUCCAGGGGAUAUUACAGUGACAGAACAAGAAUAGGCUGCUUUCUACAAAAAAGUAAUCGCAAGCUUAAUAGCUCCUGUUAAGAACUCAGAUAAUGAAUUGAGAAUGGAUACUGCUUGAAAUGAAAAUUAAUAAGUUAGAAACUAAACUUUAUAAAAAUAAAAAAGUGAGCAUUAAAA
This is a messenger RNA of Rattus norvegicus (Norway rat), 1430 nucleotides long. The record is from RefSeq and is a predicted model, not a curated record. NCBI's taxonomy places the organism in Eukaryota, Metazoa, Chordata, Mammalia, Rodentia, Muridae.